Molecule: messenger RNA, 2632 nt
Organism: Lepus europaeus (European hare)
Lineage: Eukaryota; Metazoa; Chordata; Mammalia; Lagomorpha; Leporidae
Gene: FARS2
Product: phenylalanyl-tRNA synthetase 2, mitochondrial
Exons: 8
Coding region: 1126-2484 (452 amino acids)
Biological process (GO): phenylalanyl-tRNA aminoacylation
Cellular component (GO): mitochondrion; cytoplasm
Molecular function (GO): tRNA binding; ATP binding; phenylalanine-tRNA ligase activity
Source: RefSeq, a predicted model, not a curated record
CCGUCUCGCUGCCGCGUCGGGGUGUGACAUGGGGCCGUAGGUGUAGGAACGAGUUUACUUUUGGACGUAUGGUUUCACAUUUCCGGGACGUUGCUGGGGGCUGGUGUUUUUUUUUUUUUUUUUAAACUUUGAUGUCUAGAGUCCUCGGAAAUUUGUAAUUUAAUAAAUGCAUUAGGAAGGCGAGGCAGCUGGACUGUAGACGCCGGUGCGUAAUUGGGGCUGCGGGCACUUUGUUGGGGUCGUUUGGCGCCCCAGGGGAGAGGCUGAGCCGGUCUUCUCCCGUGGGUUUAUCUCAGAAGACUGAACUUUGCCGAGCCGCCUCGUGACGUGGUGGACCAAGUUGCGCCUUCUGGUCCUUGUGCUCGAGACGGGACGAAGGGAAUCCUGAGCCAGGUGUUGUGGUUGCAAAGCACUUUCCUCUUCCGGAAUCUUUAUAUAAUCCUCGUUAGGAAGAGCCACAGCCUUCUGCGCGCGAAAGACAGCAAGCAGGAUCUUCGAACGUGAAAACCAGGUUUGCACGGACAUCCGUCUGUGCAGUCACGGAGCCUUGGUUGUGUUCGCAUCUGUCUGUGUUUCUGCGCUUUAAACCACACUUGCUCUGUGCAGCAGCAACUUUGUCUUUGCAGAAAACACCUGUUUGACUUCUCCAUACUCUGGCGUAUUUGCAGCCUUGGGUCCUUGCCCCAAGUCCUGAUGCAAUGGCAUUGUUUCAGAGGGCGGGUAAAAUAUACUUCCAUUAAAAACCUUUUAAGCCUCUUGUCUGAUUUAAGUUUUCAGACAUCUAGGCGUCUCACAGCAGGCUUCUGUUUUUGUUUUUAAAACAUGCUAGCAAAACUGUCAGGCCACUGCCUCAGGUAAGAGGCAAGAGCUUUUAAUAAUUGUUUUCCUUUAGGCGUUUCUCAAAGGAUCCAGGACGAAGUAGAUGGAAUAAGGCCCAGACCUAUUACCUCUUAGGAUACGCUGUUGUGUGUUGAUGCUAUAAAAUAAGUGACAACUGGGAAAAACUGCACCAGUAAUGAACCUCCAGAGUGUUUUCUUCAGAGAUUGUGCCCAUUUGAUUUCCACCUGCAGCGCACAGGGGUUCCAAUUUCUCUGCCUAGGAGGACCUGAGAAGCAGUUUCUGCAAUGGUUUGCCCAGGUUUCGGGAGAGUUGCACACACAUGUGCCUAUGUGGUGAGAAAGGCCAGUCCAUUCCGCAGUGUCCCUCAGCAUCGGGCCUGGGGUUCAAGGCCUGCGGCAUCAGAAUCUGCUGCCCAAGGAACUCGAGGCUCCAGCGUGGUCGAGCUGCUUGGGAAAUCCUACCCUCAGGAUGACCACAGCAACCUCACCCGGAAGGUCCUCUCCAAGGUGGGCAGGAACCUACACAACCAGCAGCAUCACCCUCUGUGGCUGAUCAAGGAGAGGGUGAAGGAGCACCUGUACCAGCAGUACGUGGGGCGCUCUAGGUCCCCACUGUUCUCCGUCCACGACAACCUGUCCCCCGUGGUCACUACCUGGCAGAACUUUGACAGCCUGCUCAUCCCAGCCGACCACCCCAGCAGGAAGAAGGGGGACAACUACUACCUGAACCGGACUCACAUGCUGCGAGCACACACGUCGGCACACCAGUGGGACCUGCUGCACGCGGGCCUGGACGCCUUCGUGGUGGUGGGCGACGUGUACCGGCGCGACCAGAUCGACGCGCAGCACUACCCGGUUUUCCACCAGCUGGAGGGAGUCCGGCUCUUCUCCAAGCACGAGUUAUUUGCUGGCGUAAAGGAUGGAGAGAGCUUGCAGCUCUUUGAACAGAGCUCUCGAUCUGCCCACAAGCAGGAGACACACACCAUGGAGGCCGUGAAGCUUGUAGAGUUUGACCUUAAGCAAACGCUGACCAGGCUAGUGACGCAUCUUUUUGGUGAUGGUCUGGAGAUAAGAUGGGUGGACUGCUACUUCCCUUUCACGCAUCCCUCCUUCGAGAUGGAGAUCAGCUUCCACGGAGAAUGGCUAGAAGUCCUUGGCUGUGGGGUGAUGGAACAACAGCUGGUCAAUUCAGCUGGUGCUCAAGACCGAAUAGGUUGGGCUUUUGGCCUAGGGUUAGAGAGACUGGCCAUGAUCCUGUACGACAUCCCGGACAUCCGCCUCUUCUGGAGCGAGGAUGAACGCUUCCUGAAGCAGUUCCGCCUCCCGGACAUCAAUCAGAAGGUGAAGUUUCAGCCUCUUAGCAAAUACCCUGCCGUGAUCAAUGACAUUUCCUUCUGGUUGCCCUCUGAGAAUUAUGAAGAGAAUGAUUUCUAUGAUUUGGUCCGAACGAUUGGCGGAGACCUGGUGGAAAAAGUGGAUCUUGUGGACAAGUUUGAACACCCAAAGACACACAGGACCAGCCACUGUUACCGCAUCACGUACCGCCACAUGGAGCGGACCCUGUCCCAGAAGGAGGUCAGGCAUGUGCACCAGGCCGUGCAGGAGGCAGCGGUGCGGCUGCUGGGCGUGGAGGGCCGCUUCUGACGCCGCUGCUCACCCCUGCUCCGGGCCCGGCAUGUGCUGCGAGUGGAAGACGGCGCUGUUUGUGAGCUGCAACGUGCGUGGUCUCUGGAUAAAUGGGGUCAGUUUUAGGACGUGGAGGAAAAUGAAUGCUCCCCCCUGGGAACCUGUU